Camellia sinensis is the source of this 2643-nucleotide messenger RNA. RefSeq names its product protein arginine methyltransferase 7 (gene PRMT7). Gene Ontology annotation, molecular function: protein-arginine N-methyltransferase activity; histone methyltransferase activity. Gene Ontology annotation, biological process: chromatin remodeling; peptidyl-arginine methylation, to asymmetrical-dimethyl arginine. The record is from RefSeq and is a predicted model, not a curated record. Lineage: Eukaryota; Viridiplantae; Streptophyta; Magnoliopsida; Ericales; Theaceae.
AACAUCAACUACACAAAAAUACGUUUUGUAGUGUAUAAUCUUGAAAUUACUAUGAUAUCCCUGGAAGAGUAGUAAACCCUCGUUUCUUUUCUUUUCUCGCAAAACCUCACAAACCAAACACCCACUAAAAACCCUCUUUCAUGCGCUCUCUCAUCCACAAAACCCUAAAAGCCUCCACCUUUUCCUUCUUUCCCAUCACCAGAGCCUCAAUCACCCCUCUCCUAACCUCUCAUUUGAACCCCAAACCCGUUCGAAGCAUGAGCUCAGGGCGCAUUUUCCAGCUGAAACUCGACCCACUCACAGGUAACUCAGAAUGGGUCGUCAUCGAAGAAGACGAAGCUCCAGAUGUUCCUCCUCAACCACCCUUCUUGGCCACAACAUCGUACGUCGACAUGCUUAACGACUCUCUCCGUAACAAAGCCUUCCGCGAAGCCAUCGACAAGACCGUCACGAAACCUUGCCAUGUUCUUGAUAUUGGUGCUGGAACUGGCUUGCUAUCAAUGAUGGCUGCACGAGCAAUGGACUCCGGUAAGUCAGCAACAUGUUCUGGUUCCGAGGGUAUGGUGACGGCAUGUGAAUCGUAUCUUCCGAUGGUGAAGCUGAUGCGGAAAGUUCUGCACCUCAAUGGUAUGGAAAGAAAAGUGCGCGUAAUCAACAAGCGAUCUGAUGAACUAGAAGUUGGUGUGGAUGUCCCUUCACGUGCAGAUGUUCUUGUCAGUGAGAUCCUUGACUCAGAGUUGUUGGGUGAAGGAUUAAUUCCAACUUUACAGAAUGCACAUGAUAAGCUAUUGGUAGAAAACCCACAGACAGUACCUUACCGAGCAACUACUUAUGGCCAGUUGGUUGAAAGCAAAUAUUUGUGGAAGGUGCAUGAUUUAUACAAUAAUGAAGCAAAAGCGUCAGAUGAAAUUCAUCUCGUUCCGACAGAAAAGGAGACAAUUUUAUGUGUCAAAUCGCAACAGAUCGCCAUGCAUUGUGAUGCAAUAGAAGAUGAAAUAAAACUUCUGUCAGAACCUUUCAAAAUAUUUGAAUUUGACUUUUGGAAAAGGCCAGAAAGCCAAGGCAAAGCCAAGCUGCGCAUAAAGGCAACUAAUGAUGGUACAGUUCAUGCUGUUGUUUCAUGGUGGGUACUUCAGCUUGAUUGUGAAGGGACAAUUUUCUAUUCCACUGGCCCAAAAUGGAUAAGUUUCCCAUUCAAUAAGGAGUUACAGUCAUCAUUCCCUAGUUCAGGGGAUUGGUGUGACCACUGGAAACAAUGUGUCUACUUUUCCCCAGGAAAAGGUCUGUCCAUAUCCAAAGAUGAAGAGCUUCACUUACAUGCUAUCCAUACUGAUAUCAGCAUCUCAUAUGAAUUUGAGACUCAAGCCGAGGGAACAGAGAUUGAGCAGUAUGAUGAAUUUGCUCGAGACGAUCAGCUCAUUCUAUCACCAGAAAGAGUUGCAAUUUAUGGAGAUAGCAAUUGGAGAUAUUCCUUGUUAGAAGCUGUUAAAAAGGCUUUGCAGGGAAAAAUUUCCCCAUUAUGCCUUGUUGCAGAUGAUAGUGUUUUCUUAACAAUUGCCAUUGCUCAUCUCUCCAAAACAUCACAUGUAAUCUCUUUGUUUCCGGUGCUUCAAGAAAAGGGUGCCAAAUAUUUACAAGCAGUUGCCGUUGCAAAUGGUUACUCAAUGGAUCGAGUUGAAGUUCUUGAGAAAAGGAAAAAUAAGUUGACCAUGCAUGAUACUCAUCAGAAAAAGGUUGAGCUCUUGGUUGGUGAACCGUUUUAUUGUGGAAAUGAUAGCAUGCUUCCAUGGCAAAACCUGCGGUUUUGGAAGGAACGAACUACGCUUGAUCCAGUCCUGUCUAAUGAUGCACUGAUAAUGCCUUGUAAAGGAAUACUGAAGGCUUGUGCAAUGUCUCUUCCUGAUCUUUGGAGAAGUCGUCGCUGUUUAACAAAAAUUGAAGGUUUUGAUCAUUCUGUAGUAAAUGCCACCUUAGGGGCGUGUGGUGAUUUACCCGCAUCCCAAGAGAGCCCUUGUUUUCCCUUUUUUGUUUGGCAGUGUGGGGAGAAUAAGGGGCUCAGUGAGAUAUCUACAGUCAUGGAGUUUGAUUUCUCAAAACCCAUUAGUCCUUGUUUUGGGAAAGUCCAGGUUGAAUUUACGGAGCCUGGGAUAUGCCAUGGUUUUGUGCUCUGGAUUGAUUGGGUGAUGGACGUUGAUAACUCCAUUGUGCUUUCAACAGGACCCGAUAAAAGAUACUGGAAGCAAGGAAUUAAGCUGUUGGCCAAGCCAGUCACAGUUGGAAUCCAUGGAUCGAGUAGAGGUAACAUUUCAGCGGAAAUUGAGGCGUCCUUCAACCCUUCAAACGGUGAAAUUGAUAUCAAAUAUGCUUUCACAUAAUUCUAGAGUUGCGUUAGCUGAGCCUCUCUUCGUGUAUUCUCUCAAUUGAACUGCUGGUGCUCAAUCAUUUAUUCCCACUGUAUCGUUAGGUACAUUAGUUACAAAUUUUAUGGAAUCGUGUAAUGACGGAUUUCAGGAUUCAAUUUUUCCUACAUUGUUCAAUCUUUUCUAAUGGGUUUUGGAGCACCAUAUAUAGACUAGGAAGCAGUUCUAUUGGAUGGCUGUACAAUAAUUCUGUAUAUCAAAUAUAUAAUUUCUUUCGUGGAUU